AUGGAUCGAGACGGCUUUUCGGUUAUCUCUCUGACCUCGCUUGGUUCGACUAUUUCUCAUCGUUUAUUAUCGAGCGCUGAAGAGUUGAACGAGCUAAACACAACCCUCGAGACUCCCGAUGAGCGAUUAGCUUCUUUCGCGAGUAGACUGUACCAGCUGCAUCAGCAUGUUGGAUACCUUGAAGCAGCGCUAAACAACGCGAGUGCCAUCUCAGCACGUUUCCAGACCACUUUGAGUCAGAGUCUUGGAUCAUGCGAUGUUGUCAGUACCGUGUUGAAUAAGCAGGUUAUGCGCUUGCAGGCCGAGACGCUGCCUUUGCUGGAUGAGGUAUUUUUGAUGGUUUACAGCGAUGCUUUGCUGGCGUAUACACGACUCUUUGCUUUUUUCGCCAAAGUGCUUUCUUUGACAACUCGGGAUGAGCAGGAUGUUACUCUCGACACCAAGAGUGGCAAAGAGGUCUUUGACCACGUUAACAAGGCCUGCCAAAAGGCUUCGCAGACGAAAGAUAUUCUUCUUACUGCUGCGUCACAAAAUUACUCGCAUGCAUCUUCUAGCAAGGGACCUCUUCCGGGUGAUAUAGAGCCACCACCGUACGAACCCGCUCAGGCAUCUUCUUCCCAGUCGCCAAGUCUCGAACCGCCAACUUCACCUUUCACCAAGGGUCUGUCUUCGUUGACAAACUCGUUCAAAGCCAUGACAUCGGGUCUCUGGGCGAAACCUGAUCCCCUGUCUACGGCACUCUGCCAAGCAGCUCUCCGCGGCGAUGUCCAGCAGAUGAGCGGAUUACUCGCGCAAGGCGCCAACAUCAACGGUCGCAAUGGAGAAGGCAAUUCACCGCUGAGCUGCUCCAUUCUGGCUAACCAAGAAGACGCUGUUCGAUUCCUACUCGGUUCCGGCGCAGAUGUCAAUACAAAGGAUAUGAAGAUCCCACCAGUAUUCCUGGCCGCAUCCGUGGGAAGCAUCGGCGUUGCAAAGAUGCUUAUCGCCCGAGGAACGUGGAACGCCAACGCAGCCAACUGGUCUGGCCAGGCCUAUUUUGUCGACGUAUGCAACAGCGAGAACUUGGAGGGCAUCGAACUUCUUCUCGAGAAUGGCGCAAAGCCGAACACGACGAAUAUCUCGGGACGACCAGUGCUUGCGCAAGCUGUCAAAAAGGGCAAUAUCGAACUCGUGAGGCUGCUUCUCAAGUAUGGGGCCAACCCAGACACUAGUGAUCUGUCGGGCAACUCUCUUCUCUCCAUAGCGGCAAGCCAGGAUCGUAUGGAUAUGAUCAAGCUUCUUCUCGAAAGCGGCACAAACGCGAGCUCCAAGAACUUGAGCGGGUUGUCCGUGCUAGUCGAUGCCAUUAGCAAGAGGAAACUCGACCUGGCACAGCUUCUCCUCGACCACGGAGCCAAUGCGAGCGCCAAGGAUCUCGUCGGCCACCCAGCUCUCGUACUUGCUCUGCGCGAUGGCAAGCUCUCACAGAACGACAAGAUCCGAGCCGUCAAGAUGCUUCUGGAUCACGGGGCUUCUCCAAACGUGUCGGACGGCACAUGGGGCGUUGCAGCUAUCUGCUUUGCCAUGGAGACGGGUAUCACGGAACUUGUGAAGAUGAUGGUGCAAGCUGGAUCCAACACGAAGAAGAAGAUGAACAGCGGCGAAACCCUUCUUCUGUAUGCUAUUGAUCAUGGGAGACGGGAACAGACGAAGCUUCUUCUUGAAGCAGGCGCCGAUGCGAAUGCAGCGGAUAAAAAGGGCAGAACGCCAUUGAUGCAGGCUAUUUCGAGGAGAGACACGGAAUUGGUCAAGCUACUUAAGGCGAACGGCGCUGAUUUGAAUGUCGGGGGGUGCAUUUCGCCUGCUGAACUGGCGCAGUCAAUGGGUGAUCUCGAGAUCUUGCAGAUACUCGGUUUUGGAUCAUCGCCUUCGCAAGGAAGACCAACUGCACGAGCACAUUCACCACCACCUGGAUAUGAGACGGCAAUGGGCAAAGUUUAA
Messenger RNA from Fusarium poae, 1980 nucleotides. RefSeq lists its product as uncharacterized. NCBI's taxonomy places the organism in Eukaryota, Fungi, Ascomycota, Sordariomycetes, Hypocreales, Nectriaceae. The record is from RefSeq and is a predicted model, not a curated record. The coding region runs from base 1 to 1980 and encodes 659 amino acids. Gene Ontology annotation, molecular function: protein binding. The transcript is spliced from 2 exons.